AUGGAUUAGAGAUAAGAAAAUUAUAAGGAAGUUAUAAUCGAUUGGAUGUAAUAUAAACUUUAAUUAAUAGCUAUAACUUAAAAUACAUUUUAAACGCUUAUUUGACUAACAAAAAUGUUCCUUCAGGUCACCCAAUUUAUAUUUUAGGAAAUCGAAUUGAUAUUGAAAAUAGUGAUAUUGAAGUAAACUAAUUUUUUUACAUAAGGAUCGUAUCAAUAAAAUUAAAUAGAUUGUUUAAGAAACUAUAUGGAUUACAUAUAGAAGAAAUUUUCCACCUUUAUAUAGUAAUUUUAUAUGUGAUUUUUAAGAAUCCAAUUAUAUUUCAGAUACUGGAUGGGGUUGUAUGCUAAGAGUAGGAUAAAUGGCCAUGGCUUAAAUGCUUAAAAAACAUUUGAAAAAUCAUGGAGAUAAAAGAGAUAAUGAUUGUGAUAACAUUUUACUAGCCUUUGCUGAUAAUGAUUCAUUAGAAUGCAAUUAAUUCAUAGAAUUCUAUAAUAAAAAAGAUAGAUAAAAAUUACAUCCUUUUAUUUGUCCUUUCAGCAUUUAAAAGAUAGCAUAUUUAGCCAAAAAAGAAUUCAACCUAGAUCCAGGGGAAUGGUAUAAACCUAAUUAUAUAUUAUUUCUCCUUGAAUAAUUACAUAAUUCUAUACCAAUCAGAGGUAAAUAAUAUUAUAAUUAUUUAAUAAUAGCAUCUGAAAAUCUUAAAUUAUAAGUAUUUAAUGAUUCUUGUCUCUUUCUUGAUUAAUUAAUGAAUACAAUGUUUGAAAUGAAAUUUUAAAGUGAUCAAAAUUUAGAGGAGCUUUUAGAAAAGAGUCAUUUAUAAUGUAAAAAUAGUUUAGCCAUUUUUAUUUUAACCAGAAUUGGUUUAGAUGAACCUAAUUAAAAAUAUUUAAAAAUUCUAGAUGAACUAAUGGAACUACCAUAUUUCUAAGGUAUUGUUGGUGGUACACCAAAAAGAGCAUUCUACAUACUAGGGAGAAUUAAUGAUCAUUACAUUUAUUUAGAUCCACAUUAUGUUUAAGAAGCUGAAAAUAAAGAUUAAAUUAUAGAGAAUAAAAUGUUCUAUAAUACUUCUUAUAGUUGCAAAUAUAUUCAUUUAUUAAACCAAAAGGAUGUUGAUACAUCUAUGGGAAUUUCCUUCUAUAUUCGCAAUUAGACUGAAUUAUUUCGGUUUUGGAGAAAUGUAAAAUAAUUUAAUUUUAUUAAUAUAGAUAAAAUAAAUUAAACAAAAAUAAAAUGAUUUCUUUAUUUUCCUCUCAAAUUUCACUCCUGAAUACGUAGAUUAUAGUAACUAAUUAGAGGAUAGUAACAAAUAACUUAAUGAUGAUGAUGUUGUUUUUUUAUAAUGA
Paramecium sonneborni is the source of this 1349-nucleotide messenger RNA. The record is from the annotation of a GenBank genome assembly. NCBI's taxonomy places the organism in Eukaryota, Ciliophora, Oligohymenophorea, Peniculida, Parameciidae.